AUGAAAAUCGUCUUGCUUACUCUCUUUGCCCUAGCUGGGACAGCCUUUGCCAAUCCCACUGCCAUGCAAGCACGAGGCCUUCCGCAGCCUGGCUCAGAAGCUGCCCACGCGCUUUUGGAUCUGGUCAGCGAGGGGAUGAAAUCUUGGGGCUUGGCUGGUGGCGUCAACCCUCCUAGCGGAAACCCUAGCGGCCCAUCGCGCAACAUGCCUGGCGGUCUGCCCGAGCUAAACCGGCCCCAUCCCCCGAAGCAGAACGGCGUGCCCGGAACACCAGGCAACCCCCUAGGGCCUCGCAAGAAGCAAGGGCGAAUCUACCCGCGUGGCAAGUCAUGCACAAAGAAGCGCGGUAUGCAGUGCUCCGCCGACACAACCGCGACUGGAAGAUCGUCCCGGUACCCGAAGCUUCGCCUCAACGGACGGGGCGGAGCCAUGGUGGCGUUUGCGAACCUUUCACCUCAUGCUCAUGAUAUCCUAGCAGCGGUCCAGAAAUGGGACAACCCCGCUAGCAGGGCAGUAGCAUGGUUUGAUGGGGCGAUGGCAGACCUUCAGGAGUCUAUUGGAGGAAAGCAGGUACCCGAGAUCCAUGGCAACGAGCUCAAGCUAUGGCUAAUUUGCCUACUCCGGAGCGAUAACCCAAGGUACCCGGACGCAGUUGACAAGGCGUGCCAGCGGCGGAAGGCCGCGCCUGUCGAGGAGCAGAAGUAUCGACAGGGAAUUAACGGGUUAAACCAAGUGGCAGAACUGUGCGAGAAGGCUGAGGAGGACCCUCCUUCGGAUGAAAACAUGAAAACAGAGGUGUUAGAGCACUGCGACAAGUUUGCCGAGACCCUGGAGAAUAUGAUCGACAGCAACGCGGGACUGGUCCUACUGGGAGAGUGGGCUCGUGCUCGAACACUCAACAACCAUGGAAUCGAAGAAUCUGACCAGCUCAUUGCGAAGGAAUUUAUCCAAAAAGGCGCGUUCGGUCCCGCCGUGGACGAAACGGAAGCGGGUGAGGUCGCCACCCUGUACCUGGAGCACAUGUCUACCUAUGCCAUCAUAGAAGUAGAGGAGGACGGUGUCGGAGAACUGAUCAAGCAUGACUCGCCGCCGUCGUGGCUCGAGUUACUGCAGAUGGGAGCCGGCUACGUCCCGCAAGACAGAGCGGCCGUGGAUGAGGCGUUGAAGCUCCUCGAGGGCAGCCCCCACCUCCGCCAUCUUGACAAGGAGGGAAGGGACGUUAUGCUGCCGGUCGCGACUUGCUGGGACCAGGCGGGCUUGCUGGCGUUCCAGCCCCGUCGGUGGGAUUUGAUCUCCGCGGCCAUGGUUUAUCUCGAGGGGAAGCUACGGGACACCAAGAGCACCCUCUCGUGCGCACCGUGCAUGGCGCCCGAGGGCUUCUGGUUGCUACGUUGCGGAUCUGCCUUCCCAUAG
Molecule: messenger RNA, 1413 nt
Organism: Cordyceps fumosorosea ARSEF 2679
Lineage: Eukaryota; Fungi; Ascomycota; Sordariomycetes; Hypocreales; Cordycipitaceae
Exons: 1
Coding region: 1-1413 (470 amino acids)
Source: RefSeq, a predicted model, not a curated record